GAAGAUUUCCGCACCUUACAGAGGGCCGGGCUUUUCAUUGCGCGGAACUGACGUCCGGGCGACGGUUGCCCGCCGGAGGAUCAGCCGGACGCGCUGACGGACGGCAUUGGCGGCUGCACGGGGCCUGCGGGCUCAGGCUGAGCCGGGGUGGAGGUGAUGUGGGCGCCGGGGGUGAGGCGGCUGUUGGCCCGAGGCCGGCAGUGUGUCUUCUUGUGGUCCAGGCUUCCUAAUGCAGUGCUACACCAGGGCUUCCUCCGCUGCACUCAGUGCAAAGACAGCCGCUACACGCUGGCAGAGUUCCAGCACCUUGACUGUUCGCCUCCCGAGCCGAGUGCCGAUGACCUCGACGAUCUCUACACGCCUGAGCAACGGGAAGUCAUCCUGCAGGUGCUGAACACGGCCUCCCGCGAGGAACUGGCUGGGAUCAAACUGCUGCGGGGCAGGAAGUCGGCCAACAUCGUGGAAUACAGGGAAGGGCACGGACCGUUCACCCACCUCCAGAGCUUGCUGGAGGUGCCACUCUUCAAACAUAAGACCAUAAUGAGAGUGUGUCAGUCAAUCCUGAGCCCGUUACAGGAGCCAGGGAAACGAGAGAAGAGAUUCCAUGGACUCAAGUUUAUCAAGCCCGAUGUGGAAAAAAAACAGCUUUUGGCUGCGAAGACCAUCGUGUCGAUUGUGUUUGGAAUCCGUAGGAUUGCAUGGGCUCAUGUGGAUCAGAACCUCACGGUCCUGGACUGGAAUCAGGAGGAGAGUCACCGGUACAUGAAGGGCCCAUACUUGCCUUCCCUGUACCUGGAGGAGAUUUCCUCAGCUGUGUCAAAAAUCCCCAAAGCAGACUUCUUCAUCUUGGAGAAGCCCAGCAUCUCGAUUCAGAACACCAACCUGUUCCCCGUGACCCUGCACUUGCGGACGAUUGAGGCCAUGUUGCACGGCUUGUUGGGCGCGCACUACCUGGAGGACAGGCGGCACCGGGUGCUGAGUGUGGUGCGCACUGCCAUCGGGAAGCACUUCCAGCUGAUGGUGGGCGAGGCCCGCACCAGUGGCAGAGAACUGGUACAGCAGCUCAUGGUGGACUCAGUGACACAGGAGCACCCACGGGUGCUGUUUCCCCGAGAUGCACUUCCCCGUUACAGGAGGCUGUUUCAGAAGGCUGGACCGGAUCGUGGAGAAGAACUGUGUGAUGCUUUGCUGCAGGCAGUUGCUUUCUAUGAAUUUCUCUUUAGUAAUUCUUAAACGUCACUACAGUUGGAAUGGACUCUUGUUGCUACUGGCAUCGAGAGGAGGUUCACAGAGGAGAACUUUGCUUCUCAUCUCUGCUCACUGACCUAUUGGGUUCUUGUGUUCACCUUCCUGUAUCUCAUCACAACUCUGUUACACACAACCCUGGAUGGUCAGGUUCAUUGUUGGACUGUAGUAGGUUUUACAGUUGUGUCAAAUCCAGAUGGUCAUUCAAUCCCCAACCUCCUGCCCCUGUCUUUAGUGAUGUUGCUCAAAGGAUAAAUAUCGGUGGGGAUGGUCAGAUAGGGUCUUGGUUUAAAACCUCGCCUGAAAUUUGGCACCUCUGCCAGUCCAGUACUCUCUUGGUGCUGUGUCAUAUCGCACUGGGAGUGAGAGCUGAGAGUGUCUGUUCCAGUCUCCGGAGUGGGGUUUGAACCCAGAACCUUCUGAUUCACAGGCAAGAACCACAGCCUGGACUGGGAGCAAGAUCAGGUGCACCCUGGGAUACUCCAGCUCAGGACAGAGAGCUGCUCAGUGUGUGGGGAAGGUCAGACGGUUACAUUUCAGAAUGUCUCUGUUUAAUUGUGUACUUUUCUCCUGCAAGGCCUGUUUGCUCAGUUUCCCGGUUUGUUUUUGGCGAGAGCUACGACGGGAAUUGGCUGCCUUUUAAGCUGACCUUUGUUGGCUGAGGAUCGAGAGGAGGUGAGGGUGUGGGGAAGAAAUUGAAGUUUAACAGCCCUUUCAGAGUUUGAGUAAAACCCUUUAGCUGGUAAUAGUGUUGGGCCACAAACCAGCCAACCCCAUUAACCCACAGGCCUGGGCUGAGUUAACUGAUCCCAGCUGGUGCUGUAGGUCCAUCUGUGCGGUGGGAAGGUUGUGAGGCAUAGGAUGUGGGGCAGGAAAAAUGGAGUGCUGUAUCCAACUGACCUAAUCCUCACCGGGGGGAGGAGAAAUGUGGCAGCUUCCCCACUGAAUAUCUGAGUGUUUUUCCGAAUGUCAACAUUAUUCUGAUGUGAACAGUUCACACAGGUACUGGUUGAUGUGGGUGUUACUGGUUUAAACUCAGCUCCACAUUGAGACCAGCGACAUGUCCACUAUUUCUGGUUUGAUUUCACUCCUCAACACUUAUUAUUAGAUGUGAUGCAUUUCUGGAUAAAAACAGAGAAUGUUGGAUAUCCUCAGCGGCUGUGGAGAGGGAAACAAUGACUGGUGAUGUCUUGAGGUGUGAAUGGUGCUAUAGAAAUGCAAAUCUUUUAAAUUCUGCUCAGAUAUUAGACUCAGGUGAUUGUAUAUUUCUCCUUGUUUUGCUUUAUUUACCAUUAAAGGAUUUCACUGGAGUUACUUGUGCCUUCUUUAGUAAAUGAGUCUGCUUACUUGGGCCAAGUGCAGUGGAGCCUGUCUGUGUGUGUCGGGCUUGAGUUGGGUCAGCUGUACAUUCUGACACGUUGGGCUGUGAGGUGACAGACUUGCUCGAUCCUUCAUCCAGGUCAGGGUAAUUCUCUGAUUAAAAGGUUCUCUGAUUCUGUUCACAACGUGGAUGCAGCUUGGCAGGUCCUACCUGAUUUUUUGCAAACACUUCCAUUUCAGGUUUGGGAGUGAAAUGAAAACAAGUAGUUGGGUGUGGAACGGCCCCUCUGGGUUGUAGACUUGUGCUUAGAGAGUCAGUUCACUGCAGGAGUUGGUUACUGAGGAAGUGAUCAAUAUGCAGCAAUGCAGAUUGCCUUUUAACUCCUUGGUGGUAAGAUCACCACGUGACUUGGCUACCCCCCACCCUUGAACAGCCUGAUUCAGGAUGAGCAAGUGCUGGGUUAUACUCACUACUGUGGAACACAAUGACAGCACCGUCUUGAAAUACCCAGGUCCAUGGAGCAGAUGGACUACGAACCAAACUCUCCCUUCUACCCAAAAACCAUCUUCUUGAUGGCUGGACAGGUGGCUAGUAUCUGAAUGGGAAGCCAUGGAAUUGUAUGAAGACAAAUCAUUUUAAAUGUUCCCCUCACCUUCAAUAAGAAGCAAAUGAACUGUUACUGUCUGA
Molecule: messenger RNA, 3253 nt
Organism: Pristis pectinata (smalltooth sawfish)
Lineage: Eukaryota; Metazoa; Chordata; Chondrichthyes; Rhinopristiformes; Pristidae
Gene: tefm
Product: transcription elongation factor, mitochondrial
Exons: 4
Coding region: 157-1233 (358 amino acids)
Biological process (GO): transcription elongation by mitochondrial RNA polymerase; mitochondrial transcription
Cellular component (GO): mitochondrial nucleoid
Molecular function (GO): DNA polymerase processivity factor activity; nucleic acid binding
Source: RefSeq, a predicted model, not a curated record